AAACGCAUAUACAUAUAUUAAAAUGAUAAAGUUGUUAAGGUUAAAACACAAAAGUUAAAUAUAAAAUAAUUAUGCAGUAUGGGUUUGUUCACAAGAGCUAUUAUAAGUGAAUAUUUAAGGCCUUCCUUCAUUUGUGUGUAUAAUUUUACACGUUUGUUAUGUUACAAAAGUGAUAUUGUAAUUGAAUCUAAUUAUCCAAACGUGAAUGUACCGAAUAUUACAAUAAAUGAAUUGCUGUGGGACAAAUUUGCGACAUGGCCAGACAGACCAGCAGUGGUAUGUUCAGAAACUGGAAAAACGUUAACAUACAACGAUUUCUUCAAAAAAAGUCGAAAACUCUCAGGUUUCCUACAGUCUAAACUGAAAUUGAAAAAGGACGAUACUAUUGCCCUUGUUCUACCAAAUAUUGCAGACUUCGGUGUCAUUGUCUUAGGAGCAGUAGAUGCAGGAUUGAAAGUAACAACGAUCAAUCCACUAUAUACUAAAGACGAAAUCAAACGUCAACUGAACGAUUGUGGAGUAAAAGCGGUUUUUUCGUUAAAUAUUAUAACGGAUCUCAUUAAAGAAGUUAUUAAAACAAUAAAUAAUAGCAUAAGUGUGAUAAGCGUCGGUAUUCAGAGAAACGAACCCGUUAGUUCUGGAAUCAUAAAGUUUCAUGAAAUAACCGAAAAUUCCACUUUUGAAUUUCGUCCUGUAUCAGGAAAUGCUGACGAUGUAGCUUUCCUGCUUUAUUCCAGUGGAACAACAGGUCUACCGAAAGGAGUAGAACUAACACACAAAAAUAUAGUUUCCAAUGUUUUACAACAGUCGAGUCAUGAACCAUUGGAUUUGUUUAAUUUAUAUGAAAGAAAUGUGGUGUCAACGUCUUUGGCGUUUUUUCACAGCGGAGGCCUAUCAGUAGCCUUAUUAUCCUGGUAUUCUGGUUCAAAGCUUAUAGCUGCACCCCGUAUUAACACAAAAACUUUGACCGAUCAAUUUGAAACGUACAAACCGAAUAUAGGAGUGUACACCCCCCUUAUAGUUCAAAUGUUAACAAAAAACAACAACUUUACACCAAAAAUAGCCGAAUCGUUAAAAAUAGCCUUAUCGGCGGCAGCCCCUUUGGGUGGAACUGAUAUCGAAAGAUUUUACGAAAAAACGCAAAAUCAAGUGCGUAUAAUUCAGGGUUACGGAUUGACUGAAGCAUCCCCCGCAACACACAGAGUACCCCUAGAUGCCCAGAAAGAGAAGAUAAGAUCGGUGGGUGUUUUGUUACCGAAUACGAAAAGUAAAAUUAUUCCAAUCGAUGGUAAUGACACAAACGGCUUACCAGUGAUGCAAACUGGAGAAAUUUUGAUAAAAGGUCCCCAGGUAAUGAAAGGUUACUUUAAAAAUCCAAAAGCUACUAGCGAAAUUUUCACUGACGAUGGCUGGCUAAAAACAGGGGAUGUGGGAUAUGUAGAUGAAGAUGGUUACCUUUAUAUUACUGACAGGAUAAAGGAAUUAAUCAAAGUAAAAGGUUUUCAAGUGGCACCAGCAGAAUUAGAAGAAAUACUACGCGAUCAUCCGUCAGUUGAGCAAGCGGCCGUUGUAGGCACUAAACAUGAACGAUUCGGGGAAGUACCGAAAGCGUUUCUAGUUUUGAAAAAAGAUCAUCGAAUAUCAGAAGAAGAUAUUAAAGAGUUUGUGGCUAACAAGGUGGUUACUUAUAAGCAGUUGGAAGGUGGAGUUGUUUUUCUGGAGGACUUGCCCAAAAGUAACACUGGGAAAAUAUUAAGAAAAGAACUUAAGGGAAAGUGAAAUGUGUUCAUCUAAUUCUUUAGACAAAUGCAAGGAUUCAGUGUCUUAGAUAUUUAUGUAAAUAUUAUACAUAUGUAGCUGAAAAGGUGCUCAAUUUAUAAAUAAUAAAAUNAU
This is a messenger RNA of Agrilus planipennis (emerald ash borer), 1893 nucleotides long. Its product is annotated as 4-coumarate--CoA ligase-like. The transcript has 8 exons. Gene Ontology annotation, biological process: long-chain fatty acid metabolic process; fatty-acyl-CoA biosynthetic process. Lineage: Eukaryota; Metazoa; Arthropoda; Insecta; Coleoptera; Buprestidae. Gene Ontology annotation, cellular component: mitochondrion. Gene Ontology annotation, molecular function: long-chain fatty acid-CoA ligase activity. The record is from RefSeq and is a predicted model, not a curated record. Bases 79 to 1779 code for a protein of 566 amino acids.